UCCACGCAUUAAAGGGGAUUGUCUCUCUUUGAUCCUCGUGCCCUUAAUUCUUCUGGGUUUUCCUUCUUUAUUACAUAUAAAUGUUCCAUAUCAACACACGCCAUAGCUGUUAAGGAUCAACAUUGUCUUCAUUUACCGACAACUAUACGAGAUACUGGGUCAAAGUAAAUUGGUAGGAAGCAGCAGCAGCAGCAAUGAGAGAUGGAAAUUCCAAAAGCAAUAAGUUCUCUUGGUCAAGGAAACUGGUGCGAAAGUGGUUCAAUAUCAAGAGCAAAACCGAGGAAUCUGAAGCGGAUAAUGUUGUUUCUGGAGGUGGUGAUGGGGGAUGGAUGAGUAGCUUCUGUGAAAGAGAACCACCUGCGAUCAAGAAAACCAAAACUGAGAAAUCCAGCAAGAGUACAGAGUCUCGUAGGUGGGGAAGGGUUGAUCUUGACCACCCUCAGGUUAUAAAUGUGCAGAACUACAGCAUCUUUUCAGCUACAUGGAAUGUGGGAGGAAAAUCCCCUUCUAGUAAAAUGAAUCUUGAUGAUUGGUUACAUGCUGCCCCUCCUGCUGACAUAUACGUUCUUGGAUUCCAAGAAAUAGUUCCUCUGAAUGCAGCUAAUAUUCUAGGCGCAGAAGACAACGGCCCUGCAAAACGAUGGUUGGCUCUAAUACGUAGAACACUAAACAAUCGGCCUGGCACCAGUGGGGGUAAUGGAAAUGGAUGCUACACACCAUCUCCAGUUCCUGAUCCGGUUGCUGAAUACGAUGCUGAUUUUGAAGGAUCAACAAGAAACAAAACUUCAUCAUUCUUCCAUCGCCGGUCUUUUCAGGCAUCUCAUAGCUGGAGAAAUGAAAAUGAUUCAUCAAUGCAGCAACCCCACCUUGAUCGCCGUUAUAGUGUAUGUGACCGAGCCAUCUUUGGUCAUCGGCCAAGUGACUGUUCUUCAAGUCACAGACCAAGUGACUAUUCCUCCUCUAGUCACAGACCUAGUGACUACUCAAAUUACAGGCCAAGUGACUACUCAAAUUACAGACCAAGUGACUAUUCAUCUGGUCACAGGCCCAGUAAUUACUCAUGGGGUCAAAGACCAAGUGAUUAUUCAAGAUGGGGUUCAUCUGAUGAUGAUUAUGGUCCCAUGGAAGAUUUACAGAACACCAAUUCAUUCUCGCCAAUGUCCAAUUGGGGAUCCAACAGUAUGGAAGAUGGAUAUAGAAUGCCGGGCCAAUCAAGCUACUGUUUGGUUGCAAGUAAGCAAAUGGUUGGCGUUUUUCUGACAGUCUGGGUGAGGAGUGAAUUGAGGGAACAUGUUCGAAACUUGAAAGUGUCGUGUGUUGGCAGAGGAUUGAUGGGAUAUCUUGGAAAUAAGGGAUCGGUAUCCGUCAGUAUGUUGUUGCAUCAAACAAGUUUUUGCUUUGUCUGCACUCAUUUGACUUCUGGAGAGAAGGAGGGAGAUGAACUAAGAAGGAAUUCUGAUUUCAUGGAAAUCAUUAAGAAAACAAGAUUUCCACCUGUUCAAGGCAUCAAAGACGAAAAAUCCCCAGAGACAAUACUUGAACACGAUCGAAUCAUAUGGCUUGGGGAUCUGAAUUACCGAAUCGCCCUCUCUUACCGAUCAGCAAAGGCACUUGUUGAGAUGCAAAACUGGAGAGCAUUAUUGGAGAAAGAUCAACUGCGAAUUGAACAACGAAGGGGCCGAGUCUUCCAAGGAUGGAAUGAAGGGAGGAUAUAUUUUCCACCCACUUACAAGUAUUUGACUAAUUCAGAUAGAUAUACAGGGGAUAAUUUGCACCAUAAGGAGAAAAGAAGAACGCCUGCAUGGUGUGAUCGUAUCUUGUGGUAUGGGAGGGGUCUUCAUCAGUUAUCAUAUGUCCGUGGUGAAUCUAGAUUUUCGGAUCAUAGGCCAGUAUACAGCUUAUUCUGGGCCGAGGUUGAGUUAGUCCACAGCCGAUUUAGAAGAAGCAUGAGCUGCUCCAGCUCUAGGAUUGAGGUCGAGGAGCUCUUGCCAUACGCCAAUGGCUACACCGAACUCUGCUUUUUCUAACUAAUCAAUGACAGAAUUGGAAGCUGGAUUUGAUUCCCAUGAACAGAGAAAGGCGAACGACACCCGCUGUAAAGGGAUCUUGUUGGUGAGCAGUCGUGGGUGGGUCCAUCUGCUUCGUGUUGAAAGAGGUGUAGAUAUAGUUGCAAUUACAAUUGGGUGAACUAACCAUAAGAGGUGUGGAUUGCUGGUAGAAUUUAGGUGAAUUACAGUUUUGAAGAAAAACAGAAAUGAUGUCUAACAAAAUGGAGUAUGUUUUUAGAGUUAUGAUAGAAUGAGAGAAAUGCCCAAAUGGGGAAAUGCAGAUUGUUAUUAUUAUUCUUGUUUAUUUAAUUCUGAAGAUUCUUUACUUGUUGUUAGGGGAGGUACAAAAUCUGCAACACAGAUGAGAUGAGAUGAGAUGAGAUGGUGGAAAUAAUGAUUCAAUUGGUUUUUUGUC
Molecule: messenger RNA, 2463 nt
Organism: Cynara cardunculus var. scolymus (artichoke)
Lineage: Eukaryota; Viridiplantae; Streptophyta; Magnoliopsida; Asterales; Asteraceae
Product: type IV inositol polyphosphate 5-phosphatase 7-like
Exons: 11
Coding region: 195-2027 (610 amino acids)
Biological process (GO): phosphatidylinositol dephosphorylation
Molecular function (GO): phosphatidylinositol-3,4,5-trisphosphate 5-phosphatase activity; inositol-polyphosphate 5-phosphatase activity; phosphatidylinositol-4,5-bisphosphate 5-phosphatase activity
Source: RefSeq, a predicted model, not a curated record